GUGCUGGGCUUAGUGCCAUAGGAGUGCCACUCGUGUUCAGGACACCAGACGCUAAACAGCAUGGCGGACUCCACGCCCCGCAUCCUCAUGAUCGACCCGUCCCUGGUGUUCCGGCCGGAGGAAGCCAUCAAGAAGUCAGGAUGGAACUUCAGGAACUUCCCUGAGGAUUCCGACGACCCUCAGCUGAAGAAGGUCAAGGAAACCUAUGUGAAGAUGCACACGAACCAGACGCUGGACUACGUCAAGAAGAAGCACGAGCACUGGCGGAAGUUCGACAAGUUCGAGGCGACCAUCCUGGAAGCGCUGCAGAAGCUGAACUCGCUGGUGGACGAGAGCGACCCCGACGUGUCGGUGCCCAACAUCGUGCACGCCUUCCAGACCGCCGAACGCAUCCGCGCCGCCCACCCCGACAAGGACUGGCUGCAGCUCACGGGCCUCAUCCACGACCUGGGCAAGGUGAUGGCGUUCUACGGCGAGCCUCAGUUCUCCACCGUCGGCGACACCUUCGUGGUCGGCUGCGAGGUCGGGAAGUCCGUCGUCUACAGGGACACGACCUUCCACGACAACCCCGAUAUGAAGGACCCGAAACUUAAUUCCAAAUACGGAAUUUACGAACCCAACUGCGGCCUCAGCAAUGUGUACCUGUCUUGGGGCCACGACGAGUACUUGUACCACGUCCUCAAGCACAACAAGUCCACGCUGCCUGAAGAAGGACUCUACAUGAUUAGAUUCCACUCCUUCUACCCCUGGCACACGGGCGGCGACUACAUGCACCUGUGCGACAACCGCGACCUGGAGAUGCUCCCCUGGAUCAGGGAAUUCAAUAAAUUCGACCUGUACACCAAAAAGGAGGAAUCGCCUGACAUGGAAGCCCUGAUCCCUUAUUAUCAGUCUAUCAUCGACAAGUACUGUCCGGGCAUCCUGAAGUGGUAAGGAGCUACUAAAACUACGAGAUUUGCCGAAGCGACGAGCUAAUGUCUACUGAAACUAAGAUUUGCCGAAAGUACUAGUUAAUGGUCUAUUGAAACUACAAGUUAAGGACUACUGUUGUUACAAGGGAAGAUCUACUGAAACUACAAAUUAAGGACGACUGAACCAACAAGCUAAGAUCUAUUUGAAACUAUAAACUAAUGACUUCUGUAACUACAAGCUAAGGUCUACUGAAACUACAAACGAAGCUUACCGAAAGUACAAGCUUAAGGUCUGUUGAAACUGCAAGCUAAGACCCACUGAAACCACAAAAUAAAAACUACUUGCGAAGAUUUACUGAAACGAAUAAAACCACAAACGACUGAAACGAAUCAGAAACGAAACGGCUUGUUCCAGGAAGACAUGGGGUUAUGUUAAUCCACUAGACCAAUGAACCGCAAAAGCAAUGACUUAAGUGUGAGUUAAAAUGGGUUACGUGAUUAUGUGACCUGUUGUGCAAGAGACAGAAGAUUCUCUUUAUGUUAUUAUUUACUUUUUUUAGUAAUAUCUGAUAUUCAGAUAGACUAAAAAAGAUCAUGUAUUGUAUUAAUCCAUUCACUAUUCUGUGUUCUUUACUGGGGAAAGAGGAAAGGGUCAAUAAUAAUAGUCAUCCUACCAA
Molecule: messenger RNA, 1588 nt
Organism: Penaeus chinensis
Lineage: Eukaryota; Metazoa; Arthropoda; Malacostraca; Decapoda; Penaeidae
Product: inositol oxygenase-like
Exons: 7
Coding region: 61-933 (290 amino acids)
Biological process (GO): inositol catabolic process
Cellular component (GO): cytoplasm
Molecular function (GO): iron ion binding; inositol oxygenase activity
Source: RefSeq, a predicted model, not a curated record